UCAUCGGCGUCGCACAAGCCCGCUAUACAUACACAAUAUCUAUAUAAUUUAUAUAUUCGUUGAUACACAAUAUCUAUAUAAUUAUAUAUAUUCGUUGAGGAUAGAUCGAAUUUAAUUGUACCAGUGAACCGUUGCUGUUCAGAGGUCUCUUCAAUUGAAUUUAUUGCUGUUUUUCGGGCCCUCGUCAUUCGUGACCGAUAUCAUUUUCUGAAGGUUUUAUAGCGCUUCAAUUUGCAGUUGAAUCGCUCAGAUUUGAGACUUCUUGUACCGCUAUUUGCGCAAAAUCGAGAGACCGAGUUAUGUCGGGCCCGUUGGAUCGGUUUGCGAGGCCUUGCUUUGAGGGGUCAUCUGGUAAUGAUGAGAGAAGAGAAAGAAGAUCUGAUUUUGAAAACUCUGAGGAUGAAAGAAGGACGAGAAUUAGUUCAUUGAAGAAGAAAGCAAUAAAUGCAUCUACCAAGUUCAAACAUUCUCUCAAGAAGAAGAGCAGAAGAAAGAGUGAUGGUCGAGUUAGCUCUGUUUCAAUAGAGGAUGUUCGGGAUGCCGAGGAGUUACAGGUUGUUGAUGAAUUUAGACAAGCACUGAUGUUGGAUGAAUUGCUACCAAAACAACAUGAUGACUAUCACAUGAUGUUAAGGUUCUUGAAAGCAAGGAAGUUUGAUAUUGAAAAAGCAAAGCACAUGUGGGCUGAAAUGCUCCAAUGGAGAAAAGAUUUUGGUGUUGACACUAUUAUGGAGGAUUUUGAAUUUAAAGAGUUGAAUGAAGUUUUGAAGUAUUAUCCACAUGGUAAUCACGGUGUGGAUAGGGAGGGAAGACCUGUCUAUAUUGAAAGAUUGGGAAAAGUUGAUCCAAACAAACUCAUGCAAGUUACCACAAUGGAUCGGUAUGUAAAAUACCAUGUCGGGGAAUUUGAGAAAAGCUUUGCAAUUAAGUUUCCAGCUUGUACUGUUGCUGCAAAAAGGCACAUAGAUUCAAGUACAACAAUCUUAGAUGUUCAAGGGGUGGGUUUGAAAAAUUUUACCAAGGGUGCACGUGACCUUGUAAUGCGGCUCCAGAAGAUUGAUGGUGACAAUUACCCUGAAACUCUUCACCAAAUGUUUAUCAUCAAUGCUGGUCCUGGUUUUAGACUACUGUGGAGUACUGUAAAGACUUUUCUAGAUCCCAGAACAACUUCCAAGAUUCACGUUCUUGGAAACAAGUACCAGAACAAGUUACUUGAAAUUAUUGAUGCCAGUGAGUUGCCAGAUUUCAUGGGGGGUACCUGUACCUGUGCUGAUCAAGGAGGUUGCCUUCUUUCUGAUAAAGGUCCUUGGAAAAAUCCAGAAAUCUUGAAGAUGGUCCUUAGAGGCGAAGCACGGCGUGCUAGACAAGUUGUUAAAGUUCUAAAUAGUGAAGGGAAGGUGGUUGCUUAUGCUAAGCCAAAUUACCCAAUGAUAAAAAACAGCGAUACAUCCACCGCUGAGUCUGGAUCUGAAGCUGAAGAUAUUGCUUCGCCAAAAGCAAUGAUGAGUUAUUCACAUCUUCGGUUAACUCCUGUUCGUGAAGAAGCUAAGGUUAUUGGAAAGGCAAACUAUGCUGGUGGCUUCUCUGGGUAUGAUGAAUAUGUUCCCAUGGUCGACAAGGCUGUCGAUGCUUGUUGGCAGAAUCAACCAUCCUUUCAGAAGCCUUAUGUUUCAAAAGGGACAGUUCCACUACCUGACACUCAAAAGGCACCGGAAGGAUUUCGUGCUCGGAUUUUAGCAGUGUUUAUGGCCUUCUUCAUGACACUUUUCACGCUCUGCCAUGCAGUAGCGUGCCGUGUAACCAAGAAACUCCCUGAGACUUCAUCUGAUCAUGGGCAAAAUAUUCAUGAACUUUCUCUAGAUGCUGUACCCAAGGAGGACUUCCGCCCCCCUUCACCGACUCGGUCAUUUACAGAGGCAGAACUCCUUUCUUCUGUUCUGAAAAGGCUGGGGGAGCUUGAAGAAAAGGUUGACACACUUCAAGCAAAGCCAUCUGAGAUGCCUUAUGAGAAGGAGGAACUUCUGAAUGCCGCUGUUUGCCGUGUGGAUGCCCUAGAAGCGGAGUUAAUUUCUACUAAAAAGGCUCUGUACGAGGCUUUAAUGAAGCAGGAGGAACUGCUUGCUUACAUUGACAGUCAAGAAGAAGCUAAGUUUCGGAAAAAGAAGUCUUGCUGGUAAAAGAUGUUGGAUGUGAAGGAAGGGCUAUGGGACACGCAUAUGUUUGGCUUUGAAGAAUGUCAUCACUCAGUGUAUACCGUAUAAUAUACCCACAUUAACCUUGCAGAGGAUCUGCCACUGUGAACAAGAUAUGUCUGCCUAGUGAGAUGAGAGUACAUACCAUUGUCGUGAAAAACUGUGUAUGGAAUUAUUGUACUUUCUCUGUAUGUUCCGAAUAUAUGUUUAUUGUUUUGUUUGUUUCAACAAAAAAAAAUGUCCUGAAACGUAUGAACGAAUUAAGUUUGUGAGCAAAGAGGUUUUUGAUAUUUACUUGGUUGUAAAUUUGAUUCACUGUUUCCAUAAUUGAUUGGAUUUGUGCUACUUUUCAAA
This is a messenger RNA of Camellia sinensis, 2546 nucleotides long. Lineage: Eukaryota; Viridiplantae; Streptophyta; Magnoliopsida; Ericales; Theaceae. The record is from RefSeq and is a predicted model, not a curated record.